GAGGUGCGGCGCCCGGCACUGCGCCCCGGCUCUCCCCCCCAACCCCCAUUCCCCACCCUACAGUAGGGUGUGCGGCGGCCGCUGCUCGGUCGGACCGGCACGUGGGCGCCUCCGUCACACCCUCACUCACACACGCAUAUAUACACACACAAGCACCGGCACCGACACACACAAGCACACACAAACGCACGCACGCACACGCACUCACCGGCGCCUGCAUCUCCUGCCAGCUCCCCGGCAGACACGUAAGCAUUCGGGAGUCUCUGCCUCCGCGCGCCGUGCCCGAGAAGCGACCCCCGCGACUCCACCCGGCUCCCGGGCCCGCCCUGGGUGGCAGCUGCUGGGGUCCAGGGUGCCUUUCCGCGGCCUCCAUCCCCUCCCCCCGCGGCGGCAUCUGACCCGCGGGACUAACAGGCCCUCAGAGGCGUCGGAUCGGCGCCCCCCGAACGGUGCCUACAGAUUAUUGGACAAACAAUUUCAGGACCCAUAGACUUUAUCAUCUUAAAUCAAGGAUUUAUUUGAAACCCUCCUUGACCUUUACUUCUAAUCAAGUAACAGUUCUAAAAAGAAAUUGGCUCACUUGCUACAAGAGGAUUUAAAAAUACAAGCCAUUCUUCCCAAUGCCUAAAAAUAGCAAGGUGGUUAAAAGAGAAUUAGAUGAUGAGGUUAUCGAAUCUGUCAAAGAUCUUCUUUCCAAUGAAGACUCAGCAGAUAAUGCUUUUAAGAAGAGUGAACUCAUUGUUGAUGCCCAAGAAGAAAAAGACACAGAUAUUGAAGAAGGAUCUGAAGUGGAAGAUGAAAGACCAGUUUGGAGCAGUAAGCUACAAUACAUCCUGGCCCAGGUUGGAUUUUCUGUAGGUUUAGGGAACGUAUGGCGAUUCCCCUACCUCUGUCAGAAGAAUGGGGGUGGUGCAUAUCUUUUGCCAUAUUUAAUACUGCUUCUGGUAAUAGGUAUACCCCUUUUUUUUUUGGAACUUUCUGUGGGUCAAAGAAUUCGGCGGGGAAGCAUUGAUGUAUGGAAUUACAUAAGCCCUAAACUGGGUGGAAUUGGAUAUGCAAGUUGUGUGGUGUGCCUUUUUGUGGCUCUCUACUACAAUGUCAUCAUUGGCUGGAGUUUGUUUUAUUUUUCUCAGUCUUUCCAGCAUCCUCUACCUUGGUAUCAGUGUCCUUUGGUGAAAAAUGCUUCAAACGCUUUUGUAGAGCCAGAAUGUGAAAAAAGUUCUGCUACCACCUAUUAUUGGUACAGAGAAGCCCUGAAUAUUUCCAGUUCCAUUUCUGAAAGUGGGGGCUUAAACUGGAAGAUGACCGUCUGCUUGCUGGCUGCCUGGGUCAUGGUUUGUUUGGCUAUGAUCAAAGGCAUUCAAUCAUCUGGAAAAGUCAUGUAUUUUAGUUCUGUGUUCCCAUACAUUGUACUUCUUUGCUUCCUAAUCAGAGCAUUACUUUUAAAUGGUUCGCUUGAUGGUAUUCGCCAUAUGUUUACCCCUAAGAUCGAAAUAAUGCUGGAACCCAAGGUGUGGAGAGAGGCUGCGACUCAGGUGUUCUAUGCCUUAGGUCUGGGAUUUGGUGGCGUCAUUGCCUUUUCAAGCUACAACAAGAGGGACAACAACUGCCACUUUGAUGCUGUCCUGGUGUCCUUCGUCAAUUUUUUCACUUCUGUUCUGGCAGCGCUGGUGGUAUUUGCAGUUCUGGGCUUCAAAGCGAAUGUCAUAAAUGAGAAAUGCAUUGUAGUAAACACGGAAAUGAUCAUGGAAUAUUUGAAAAUGGGCAAUAUUAGUCAGGAUAUUAUCCCCCAUCAUAUCAACCUUUCAGCUAUCACUGCAGAAGAUUAUCAUUUGGUUUAUGACAUUAUUCAGAAAGUGGAAGAAGAUGAGUUUCCUGCUCUUCAUCUCAAUUCCUGUCAUAUUGAAGAUGAGCUAAAUAAAGCUGUUCAGGGUACGGGCUUAGCUUUUAUUGCCUUUACAGAAGCUAUGACACAUUUCCCUGGAUCUCCCUUCUGGUCAGUGAUGUUCUUCCUCAUGCUAAUAAAUCUCGGGCUUGGCAGCAUGUUUGGUACAGUUGAAGGCAUCAUCACUCCAUUUGUGGACACCUUCAAAGUGAGGAAGGAAAUUUUUACUGUUGUCUAUUGUCUCCUGUCAUUUUCUAUUGGUCUGAUAUUUGUACAGCACUCUGGAAACUAUUUUGUUACUAUGUUUGAUGAUUAUUCUGCUACACUGCCUCUGCUCAUUGUCGUUAUUCUGGAGAACAUUACUAUAUCCUUUGUUUAUGGCAUAGAUAAGUUCAUGGAGGACCUAAAAGAUAUGCUGGGCUUUGUACCAAACAAAUAUUACUACUAUAUGUGGAAAUACAUUUCUCCUCUAGUGCUAUUAGCACUGCUAUUAUCUAGUGUUGUGAACAUGGGAUUAAGUCCCCCUGGGUAUAAUGCCUGGAUUGAAGAUAAGGCAGCUGAAGAGUUUCUGAGCUAUCCAGUAUGGGGAGUAGCUGUCUGUGUCUCUCUCAUAGUCCUGGCAAUACUCCCUGUCCCAGUGGUCUUCAUCGUUCGUCAUUGCAACUUGUUACAUAGUACUUCUGGUAAUUUAUCAUCUGUGACCUACAAGAGAGGCAGGGUUUUGAAGGAACCUGUCAACUUAGAGGGAGAUGAUGCUAGCCUCAUUCAUGGAAAGAUACCAAGUGAGAUGCCAUCUCCAAAUUUUGGUAAAAAUAUUUAUCGGAAGCAAAGUGGAUCACCAACCGUGGACACUGCUCCCAAUGGACGAUAUGGCAUAGGGUACCUGAUGGCAGAUAUGCCAGAUAUGCCAGAGUCAGAUUUGUAGCUGGUUGGGGACAUCAGUGGGUUUCGUUUGACUCAAGUUUAUCAAUGAACGUUGGCUCUACUAAUUGAAAUAAUAGGUUUCACUUAUCACAAAGUGAUCUCAGGUGUUCUAUGGCUGUGAUCUUUGACCCUAACUAUAUGUAAAUACAGCUCGAGUAUUCCUUUGGAUUCCUUGGUUUACAUUUGUGCAGACAGAAGUACAGGCAGAAUUUAUACUGACUGAGGUUCAUCCAGGCUUGCCAGAAAUUUAAAAAAUACUUCCAAUGGUUUUUCAAACCUUUCUAUGUCUUAAAAAACAAAACCAGGCAUUACCUCAGUUUUGAAUAAUUUUUGGAUGUAACAGUGUUGGCAAUUCAAAAAUGAUAUACUUAAAACUUUUAAAGGUUUGCCUCCAGGGUAAAUUCCCAGUAUUACAGUGCACAGUUCUGCAAGUUGGUGCCUGUCAGCAUAUUUCUAUGAACGUAUUGUAUAGAUGGGCUAUAGUUAUCUUGGUAGCAUUGAUACCUUCUUAAGAAAUCAGCUGAAGAAAUGGCAGGAUACUUCAUUAUGUGCUAGCUGUGUAGAGCAAUAGUAUUCAUAGGAAGGCGCUAAUUCUGAGCUGAGGUUAGAUUCAGGGGAGACAGGGGAUCAUAUGUGUGAUGACUGUACAUAUUGUGUAAAAUAGAUGAGUGAAAAUGAUCUAAGAUUGAGUUACUCAGCACUCUCAAGAAUCAUGCAGAGUCUGCAUUUUUCUAUGCCGUGUGCCUAAAACUUUACUUGAUAUUUAUUGUGGUUCCAAGAUUACUUACAGUAUUUUAUAUAAUAUACUUGUAAUGUAUAUAAAUAUAUAUGUAUGUCGGUACUCUAAGUACUGACGUAAAACUUGAAGCAGGAUGGUAUUUUACUUCAUAUCUUUCUCUUUUGCUUCUGUUUUAUGCAAAUAUAAAUCCUUUUUUAAGUGAUUGUAAAAUUGUAUGUCAUUACAUUUUAAGGCUAAAAAUAAAGAAAGCUAAAAAAUAAUGUUUGUUUUCCACCUUGC
This is a messenger RNA of Sorex araneus (European shrew), 3827 nucleotides long. RefSeq names its product solute carrier family 6 member 15 (gene SLC6A15). Gene Ontology annotation, biological process: sodium ion transmembrane transport; L-leucine transport. Gene Ontology annotation, cellular component: plasma membrane. Gene Ontology annotation, molecular function: proline:sodium symporter activity. The record is from RefSeq and is a predicted model, not a curated record. The transcript is spliced from 12 exons. Bases 621 to 2810 code for a protein of 729 amino acids. NCBI's taxonomy places the organism in Eukaryota, Metazoa, Chordata, Mammalia, Eulipotyphla, Soricidae.